CUGUAAAUCUGUGACACAUACUAUCAGUUCCUCUUUUUGGUUAAAUCCCCCAAUCGCCACCUACCUUCAUUUUUUCCCGCUAUACAAACAACCCACUUUCACUUCAAAGCUUAAUUCGACGACCCAAAUGGGAAAUUCUUGCUGAUUCCACACACCCUGGUUAUCGAAUUUAGUUGGCUUUUUUUCUCGUUUUCCUAAAGCUUUGAGAAUAUGGAGGAAGCAAAUAACACGAACUUCAUAUUCAAGAACCCAAAUGAAGCCAUUGAAGCUCGAGUCAAAGACCUUCUUUCUCGUAUGACUUUAAAAGAGAAGGUCGGCCAGAUGACGCAAAUCGAGCGACGCGUCGCCAAACCAUCUGCCAUUAGAGACUUCUCCAUUGGAAGUAUACUAAGUUCUGGUGGGAGUGGACCCUUUGAGGACGCCUUGUCUUCUGAUUGGGCUGACAUGGUUGAUGGUUUCCAGAAGUCAGCGCUCCAAUCACGGCUUGGGAUUCCACUAAUUUAUGGGAUUGAUGCGGUUCAUGGGAAUAACAGCAUCUAUGGUGCUACCAUAUUCCCUCACAAUAUUGGUCUUGGAGCCACCAGAGAUGCAGAUUUGGCUCAAAAGAUUGGCGUUGCAACAGCUCUUGAAGUCAGGGCAAGCGGCAUUCACUAUACUUUUGCUCCCUGUGUGGCUGUAUGCAGAGAUCCCAGAUGGGGAAGAAGCUAUGAGAGUUACAGUGAAGAUACUGAAAUUGUUAGGAAGAUGACAUCUAUUAUCAGAGGUUUGCAGGGUCAGCCACCCCAACUACACCCAAAAGGCUACCCUUUUGUAGCGGGAAGGAACAAUGUUAUUGCUUGUGCCAAGCAUUUUGUUGGAGAUGGGGGUACUGAAAAAGGCCUAAAUGAGGGGAACACUAUCUCAUCGUAUGAUGACUUAGAGAGGAUUCAUAUGGCACCCUAUCUGGACUGUAUUUCUCAGGGAGUUUCCACUGUUAUGGCAUCAUUUUCAAGCUGGAAUGAACGCAAACUGCAUGGUCACUAUUAUCUCCUGACAGAAAUUUUGAAAGAUAAGCUAGGUUUUAAGGGCUUUGUGAUUUCUGACUGGCAAGGAAUAGAUCAUCUUAGCAUACCUUAUGGCUCAAACUAUCGUCAAUGCAUUUCCUCUUCAAUUAAUGCGGGAAUUGACAUGGUGAUGGUUCCUUUUAAAUAUGAACAAUUUGUGGAAGAUGUAAUAUCUCUGGUAGAAUCUGGGAAAAUACCAAUGACCAGAAUUGAUGAUGCAGUUGAACGAAUACUGCGAGUGAAGUUUGUUGCUGGUCUUUUUGAAUAUCCCUUCAGUGAUAGAUCUUUGUUAGACAGUGUUGGUUGCAAGCUUCAUAGAGAUCUAGCACGUGAAGUGGUUCGCAAGUCCUUGGUUCUGUUGAAGAACGGGAAAGAUCCAAGGAAACCUUUUCUUCCAUUAGAUAGGAAAGCUAGAAGAAUUCUUGUUGCUGGAACACAUGCUGAUGAUCUUGGAUAUCAGUGUGGAGGAUGGACAAAAACUUGGUAUGGGGGUAGUGGCAGGAUCACAAUUGGCACAACCAUCUUGGAUGCUAUUAAAGAAGCAGUAGGAGACAAUGCAGAACUAAUUUACGAGCAGCAUCCGUCACCAGAUACAUUAGCAAGUCAAGAUAUAUCUUUUGCAGUUGUAGCUGUUGGUGAGGCACCUUAUGCAGAAUUUCUCGGUGACAAUCCAGAGCUCGUAAUUCCCUUCAAUGGAAAUGGCAUUAUAAGCUCAGUUGCUGACAGAAUUCCCACACUGGUUAUUCUGAUAUCUGGAAGACCCUUAGUUUUAGAGCCACAGAUAUUGGAGAAAAUAGAAGCUCUAGUUGCUGCUUGGUUGCCAGGUAGUGAAGGAAGAGGAAUUGCCGACGUUAUCUUUGGAGAUUUUGACUUUGAGGGCAAACUUCCUUUUACCUGGUUUGAAAGUGUUGAACAACUACCAAUGCAUAUUGAAGACAAUUCAUAUGACCCUUUAUAUCCAUUUGGCUUUGGGUUGAAAUACAAUAUGGAAAAUCUUUAGGCUGAUUAUAUUGAUGAACAAGUCUGUCAUAAGGUCGCAAUUUCUUCAACCUAUAUGUAAACAUAAAUUCUGUAAAAUAUGUCUCUCUACAGGGGUUUAUGAAUUUACCCUGUUUUUUCAUCUACUGGUUCAAUGUCAUAAUUGUCAGCAGGGUGUGAGGGACCUCUUUUUUCUGGUUUUUUCCCAUGGAUGAAUUAUGAAUUAUUGAAUAAGGGUGAUCAAGUUGGCUA
This is a messenger RNA of Ziziphus jujuba (common jujube), 2273 nucleotides long. RefSeq lists its product as uncharacterized. The transcript is spliced from 9 exons. Gene Ontology annotation, biological process: glucan catabolic process. The record is from RefSeq and is a predicted model, not a curated record. Bases 211 to 2043 code for a protein of 610 amino acids. Gene Ontology annotation, molecular function: beta-glucosidase activity. NCBI's taxonomy places the organism in Eukaryota, Viridiplantae, Streptophyta, Magnoliopsida, Rosales, Rhamnaceae.